Molecule: messenger RNA, 4944 nt
Organism: Nycticebus coucang (slow loris)
Lineage: Eukaryota; Metazoa; Chordata; Mammalia; Primates; Lorisidae
Gene: CCN4
Product: cellular communication network factor 4
Exons: 5
Coding region: 147-1250 (367 amino acids)
Biological process (GO): signal transduction; cell adhesion
Cellular component (GO): extracellular region; extracellular matrix
Molecular function (GO): integrin binding; heparin binding
Source: RefSeq, a predicted model, not a curated record
UCUUGCUUUAAUAACACCCCCCAAGGGCCGCGGAAGAGGCAUAUCUGGUACUCCCGAUGGGCAAGGCCAGUCUGGGUCCAGCUCCCCCAAGAGGUGGCCGGAUCCCCUGGGCUCUCGAUCCAUGUCCUUGCCACUGACUCCCAGGCAUGAGGUGGUUCCUGCCCUGGACGCUGGCAGCAGUGACAGCAGCAGCCGCCAGCAGCGUCUUAGCCAUGGCCCUCUCUCCAACCCCCACGACCAUAACCUUCACCCCAGCACCACUGGAGGACACAUCCUCACACCCCCAAUUCUGCAAGUGGCCAUGUGAGUGCCCAACGUCCCCACCCCGCUGCCCAUUGGGGGUCAGCCUCAUCACAGAUGGCUGUGAGUGCUGUAAGAUGUGUGCCCAGCAGCUCGGGGACAACUGCACAGAGGCAGCUGUCUGUGACCCCCACAGGGGCCUCUACUGCGACUACAGUGGGGACCGCCCGAGGUACGCAAUAGGAGUGUGUGCACAGGUGGUUGGCGUGGGCUGUGUGCUGGACGGGGUGCGCUACAACAACGGCCAGUCCUUCCAGCCCAACUGCAAGUACAACUGCACGUGCCUCGACGGCGCCGUGGGCUGCACGCCGCUGUGCCUCCGUGCACGGCCCCCGCGCCUCUGGUGCCACCACCCACGGCGGGUAAGCGUGCCUGGCCGCUGCUGUGAGCAGUGGGUGUGUGACGACAACGCCAGGAGGCCACGCAAAACUGCACCUCGUGAUACGGACGCCUUAGUGGCUGCGGAUGAUGUGGAGCCGUGGCAUAGGAACUGCAUAGCCUACACAAGCCCCUGGAGCCCCUGCUCCACCAGCUGUGGCCUGGGGGUCUCCACACGGAUCUCCAACGCCAACACCUGGUGCCAGCCUGAGCAGGAGAGCCGCCUCUGCAACCUGCGGCCGUGUGAGGUGGACAUCCGUCUGCUCAUCAAGGCCGAGAAGAAGUGCUUAGCUGUAUACCAGCCAGAAGUGCCCAUGAACUUCACCCUUGCAGGCUGCAUCAGCACCCGCUCCUACCAACCCAAGUACUGUGGGGCCUGCACGGACAGCAGGUGCUGUAUCCCCUACAAGUCCAAGACCAUUGACGUCUUUUUCCAGUGUCCUGAUGGGCCAGGCUUCUCUCGCCAGGUCCUGUGGAUCAAUGCCUGCUUCUGCAACCUGAGCUGUAGGAAUCCCAAUGACAUCUUUGCUGACUUAGAACCCUACCCUGACUUCUCAGAAAUUGCUGAUUAGGCUGGUGUCAACCAUGGGGUGAGGGUCUGGCUCAGUGCCUGUGAAGGAGCCAGCCCUCCGUCCAUAACUUCACACCACUGAGUCGUGUUUUAUCUAUUUCCCCUCAUGCCUAGUUACCCUGAACAAGACCCUGGGGUGCCUUUGUUGUUUGUAGUGACCCAAAUGACCCAUGAUGGUGCUGCUCAGGCCUAGACUAUGGUCUUCUCCUUAUCAGCAUUCGGCAUUCACAUCAAAGAAAACACCUGUCUCUGGCUUCUCUGAACAAGACCCAGGCCUGAUCCAGCCUGUUCAUUUCACCGAAUUUCUGACUAAGUUCCAAGGAAUGGAAUCCACUAGAAAGCCAUUAUUCCUAAUUCCCUCUUUGCCUGCCAAAUGGCAAGACACUUUGGGUCCAUUCAGGAGCAUAUACGGGGCUUAGAACAGUGGAUCCUUCCAAGUGGCACUCUGAUGGUCAGCUCUGACCUCAGUGUACCAAAACUAUCCCUGAUUCCAAUAAUUUGUUUUCCCCCAAGGUCACCAAACAUUUGCCAAGUACAGUGAAUUAUUGUUUGCUUUUGAUUUUUAAUGGAAAGUUGUAUACAUUAAUCUGGGUAUUGUUGAGGUUAAGGUCCUCUUAACCCCUAUACUGUGCAGGGAAUAAAUUAAGUUCAUCCCAAUCUGAAAUGCAAUUUGACAAACACUCCUGUUGAUGGGAAAGGCCCCCAGUUGAUACUCCAGGGAUGAGACAGGUCAUCACAUUUCACAAGGAGCAGUUGACCCGAGCACUGUCCAUUGCCCCUGACUGGGCUUCCACAGUUGCCCAGCUUUUCCUUGCAACCUCGCCUUCUGACUGCUUGCGGCUCAUGAGGAUUGGGGGACCCCCUGGAUUGGCCUCUCUGGUCCCUGACAGUGGUGUCCUGGAACAUUCCUCUGCUCUUAUGGAGCCUUGAGAGACCCAGCUUCAGACCGGGCCCAGACCAGGCCAGACCUGCCUAAAAUGACCAAGACAGGUCCAGAUCAGCUAUGAGGCAACCCAGGAAGUGGGCCCACUGCGUCAGCCCAGGCUGGCCCCUUGAGCUAGAGGCUCUGGGUCCCCAAGGGGUCCUUGUGCCCAGAACACAUCUCUUUCUGCCUCAGCAACCCACUUCUCAGCCUUUAGAUCUGCUGACCAGUUUUCUGAUGUGAAGACAGAGGGUUACUAGUUACCCACUUUCUGGGUAUGUAUACUUACAGGGGUUUACUUAACAGGGGUUUAAAGCCAAAAGGGGUUGAAGUCAAAAAAAAGGGAAGGUUGUUAUUCAUGAAAAUGGGGCUGAACUGUUAUAAUUUUUUAAUUUAGAGCCUUUUAUGUGCUUGUAUACACUAGCUCAUUGAAUCUUCAUGACCCCGCUGUGGAGUUCCCAUCAUUAUUUCUGUUCUUACAUGCGUGACAUGGACGCUUAGAGAGGUGAAAGUACUUGACCUGAGUCACCCAGCUGGUGUGCGGGGAAGCUGGGGUUCAAAUCCAAAUUGGACUGACUCCAUAACCCCCAUUUUUCUUCUUUUUAUAGAGCUUCCAAACAUGUCACACUAGGAAAACGUAAUGGAAUAAGUGACUUCUUGCUGUCACUUUUCCCUGUUACCAUUGUUUCUAGCCCCUUUCCCAAAAGGAGAAUGUCUGAUUAAAAACGAAAAUCCAUGCAUCCCCCAUAGAGGAUGUCCCCUGUAUGUCACCCCCGGCAUCAAGUCAGAACAGACUCCUGCAUUUUGAGUGCUGAGUAGUUGCUCAUUCAGCAAGCAGAGGGAUUCCUCAACAGGAGAAAGGACUGGACAUGUGUCCUCCCAACUGUGACCUCCAAAAUGCCUUGUCCAGUGCAAGGCAUACAGUGGUGCUCAACAUGUACUUGGUGUAUAGAGGAAACUGGGUACUACUGUUGUUCAGAAGCUCUUUUCUUUCAGAGUUACAUGAAAAUCCGAUUUCAUCAGCCAAAAUCUUGUAAGUGCCAUAGGAAAAGACACAUUUACUAUUUUAAAGAAAUGCAUAUUUAUGUAUACGAGAGAUAAAGAGAUAAAGAGAUUUGCCCCACGAAUGAGCUCUUGUAUAAGUCAGUGUGGGACCUAUUGGAUUUUCUUAAAGUGAAAACAGCUGCCAUCUACAAACUGCAAGGCUGGAUAACAGCUAAUUUCAUCUGAAAUUCAAAAGAGCUGGGUUCUUAAUUUGAAUCCCAGGGUGGGAAACUAAGCAUAGCUUCCAGGAUCAUAGGCAGCCUGGUUGGAGGAAUUGGGGAUUAGCCUGGGAAUGGGGACAACAGAAUGGUCAGAAUGGCCAAGUGCAGGACCCACAGGGCAAAUCUCAGACCCACAGGUUGAAGUCAGUUGAAAUCAUGAGGAAGGUGAUUUGGGCCCAAUGUAGGGACGACCCUUUAUAGCCAUCAUCAUUUUCCUGAAAUGGUGUAGUCUGAUUGAGCAAAAUUUAAGACUAAUCAUAAUGGGGAAAGUUCCAUUUAUUGAGUGUUUACUUGGAAGCACUACGCUAAGUUUUUCAUUAUCUUAUUUAAUUACCAAAGGAUGUAUCUCUUCCCCAUUUUAUAAAUAGGGAAUCUGAGACUCCAAGAGGCUGAGAAGUCAGACAAAGAGUUUAGAGCCCAAAUGCCAACUUCUGUUCUCCCUUACUCUUGGAGGUGCCUCUGGGCAGAACCCCAAUGACUCCUAUGGAGAAUAUGAUUAGCAGGGGAUUCUAAUAGAAUUCAAAGGCUGCCUGUCUGGUCCAUUGUAACUGUGUGUUCGGAGAUGAGGGAAAGGCGCGCUAAGGGUUAAUUAGCCUUUGCUGAAGACAUUUACAUGAGAGAGAAUUCCUCGGACAUGCCCAGUUCUGGGAGAGGAAGGGAGCCCUGCACUCACCAUACUAAUCCUAAACCUUUCUCCAAGCACUCAGUGAGCUCUGAGCACGUGCCAGGUCUCUGCCACAUCUCAUUUUGUCCUCCUAGUAAACCUACGAGAUGCGGCAUUAUCAUCACUUAGAGGCAGCUGAACCUCCCAGAGGCCUAAUCAUUUGCUCAAGGUCUUACCAUCUAGUGAAGAGCAGACCAGGAUCACCAACCAGGAUAGGAUGUCGCUGAGCCAUCUGUCCUGACACUAAACCUAGUUAUCUCGUCCCUAAAUCCAAAGGUAUGAUCUUGACAAGCUUUACUGAAAAUAGCUGCAAUUUUAACUUUGAAUUCAGAGGAUUCAGAGAGUGAUCAAAGAAAGUAGGUUCCAAUAAUAUGAUUGUGUGUAGUCUCGCUAGCGCUGUACACUGUGUAUACGUAGGGAUUGUAAGGAAGUAAACUAGCCUGUGACUAUUAUGUGGAAUGACGUCACUGCUUUUUACAGACUUGUCUUGAUGCAGAGUAGCCACAAUGACAACCCUGCCGGGCUGGGAGUCAUAAAUGGUGGCGAUGGUCAACGGUACAGCUCUCCACGUACAGUACAUGUGUGUUUGUAUAUAUGUGGAUAGACCUGUUUUCAAACUGUGACUUAAUAUUUAAGUAUUCCUACUGCUGUUUUUGUGAUUUUAAAAAUAUAUACAAAGGAAGUCUUAGAGCUACCCAGGAGAGGAAAAAUAGCACUUGGACAAUCUAUCAUGGUCUGCAAGUCCUCGUUUUUCUCGCGAUUUGUGUAGCAUAGAGCAUGUUUGCUCACUGUGAAGGGCUUUCACGGCUUAAACUCUCUGUUCACAGAUUUUUUCCUUAAAGCA